Molecule: messenger RNA, 2411 nt
Organism: Oldenlandia corymbosa var. corymbosa
Lineage: Eukaryota; Viridiplantae; Streptophyta; Magnoliopsida; Gentianales; Rubiaceae
Source: the annotation of a GenBank genome assembly
AUUUUUCUAAGGCAAUAUUAACAUUACUUUUGUCGUAAUAAAAAAAAUAAAUUAGCUCUAAGAAAAAAAGUUUGCAACGAACAGAAACCUGGAAAAAGUUGGAGAGGCGACAGACAUGGCCGAACAAUCGGAGAAGAGAUUUGAAGCUGCUUUGCAAAAGAUGUUUCCGGGACCUCCCAAAUCUUCAACUCCUAUUCGCCAUGAUUCUUCCAGUAAUGCGGUUGGAUUUGAGAUGUCCCGAGUGAAGAAGCGUCCACAUUUCUCCUCUGCAUUGGCCAUUGUGGGUCAAAAAUCAAGGGGCAACCCGAUUGAGGAACUGCAGAAUUCGACUGGUUCAAGUGGGGCAGUAUGUAAACCAUGGGAUCGUGAUGAUCUAUUCAGGAGGUUGGCUACUUUCAAAUCCAUGACUUGGUUUGCUAAGCCACAGGCGGUCACUGCAGUCAAUUGUGCAAGGAGGGGCUGGAUCAAUGUAGAUGUGGAUACACUUUCCUGUGAAUCAUGUGGGGCGCGACUUCUUUUCUCCACCCCUUCGUCUUGGUCACAGCAGCAAGUUGAAAAGGCGGCUUUGGUAUUUAGUUUGAAGCUAGAUACUGGGCACAAGUUACUUUGCCCAUGGGUGGACAAUAUCUGUGAUGAAAAACUUGCAAGUUUUCCUCCGAAGCCAACGUCAGUUUUAGUUGAGGACUAUAGAAAAAGGUGUUCUGUUCUAUUGCAUCUUACAGCUCUCCCCCGGAUUUCAGCAUCAGCCAUUGAUAACAUGGCCAGCCCAGAACUGUGGCAAUUUCUUGGAGGAGAUACAGGUGUGGGCAAGAACAAGUCUGCUGAUGAUUCAUACUAUCAGGCACAAAAACUUAUUAGCUUAUGUGGCUGGGAACCACACUCAUUGCCGUAUAUUGUUGAUUGCGAUAUUGGGAAAAAAGAUUCCUCUAAAAUCGACAAUUUAGCUCAUCAAUCUCAUCUAGCAUCUGAUGGACUCAAUCUCAGCGUUGUCUCUUGUCCAUCUAGUCAGAAUAUUGAGGAUCAUCAAGAUUCCCCGGCCUCCGGGGGAGCCCUCUUUGAACCUAAUUCUGUAGCCUUAAAGUGCAGGCUUUGUGGAGCUAGUGUUGGCUUAUGGGCCUUUUCUUCAGUUCAACGGCCUUUGGAGUUUUUGAGGUUAGUUGGAUAUACAGAAGUUGAUGGCAGUGGUGCUGCCUCCACAUCUUUUAGUCAACAAACUUCGAAUUUGAGUUUAACUAUUGCUGGUGGUCUUCCACCUGCAAAGCAAAACUAUAAAGCAACUAUUUCCUUACCUGUGGUUGGGCGAAUUUUAAGGGCUCAAAUUUCAAGCAAUUUUCAAGCAAUGGAAAAAGUAGUCGGGGAAGAUCAGGGAGCUCGUAUAAUUGGUGAAGUAGAGGCCAAUAGGGUCCAUCGACCUGAAGAUGCUCAGGUUGUAGAUGGAGUUUUGACAAGUGACCGUGAACUCGUGGGGAAUGUGGAAAGUAGCCAUAGAGAUAAUGCUUUAGUAUUGUACCAUAAUAGGUCACAAGUAGGUGAAUCUUCUGGGACAGAUGCAGAAGAUAAUGCAAUGACUGGGAAUGUAGGAGCCGGUAAAAAUGAUACUGGAAUGGUUCCUGAAGCUGCUAUUUGCAAAGGUAGUGAUUCGCAAGGUGAUUUGCAGUCCGGAUCAUCUGCGGCGGAUGGAAAUUUCAGCCGCAUCAAUACAUUGGCAAAGAUUCCAGAACAAGCAUCAGCUCCUAAGUCAACUGAGUUCAAUCCAAUCCAGCAGCACAGGCUCUUUUGCCCCUGGAUUGCAUCUAGUGGUAACUCUUCUCCAGGAUGGAAGCAGACACUAGGUGCUUUACUACAGCAAAAAGAGUUUUCUGAUAUAAAUCUCUCGCCUGAAAAGGCUCCUUCUACCUUCAUGGAGGUUGAUGAUCCAAUUGCUUCAAUUAGAAAGCUAUUCAGUUCUCCACCUGCAAAAAGAAUGAAGCAAGCUAAUAAUGCAUAGACACCAAAGCUACUCUUUGCCCAAGGGCAGUGGGAUCAACAUCAUAUCCAUCCUGAUUCCUGAAGCAAGCUAAUAAUGCAAAGAUGGCAACCUAUGAAAGAGUGGGCCCGUCAUCCUACUAGCUGUUGCCCAUAGAAAUGUUGUACUAUGGUUUAUGAUGUGUCCCCACUGGCAUCAACUAAGGAGGGCCUUCCUUAUUUUUAUGAAAUUUGAAAUUUGCAAGAAUGACAAGAUGCCUCCACUGCUGCACUACUAACCCUUUAAAGAAACUUGUUUACUACUUACUGUUGAUGAUUGUUUUGGUAACAAUGAGAAAUAUUUUCUGUUACUAAGUUAGUACUAUUUCGGGAGAGAUUACCUCAAUUACGUCAUUCUGUUGUCAAUGGAAAUCUUGCUACUACUUUUUACAUAUAAUAUAAAGAAG